AUGAAUUAGAAAAAAAUCAACAAAAAGCUAUAAAGAUUUUUAAAUUCUGAACUAAACUCUCACAAAAGUCUUCGCUUUUAUCUUAAGGAAAAUCAAAUCGGCGAUAAAGGAGCUUCAGGAUUAGGUGCUUAUUUAGGAAAAUGUCAAAGUGUUUAAGCAUUAAAUCUUAAUAUGAGACAUAAUCUCAUUAAUGUUUAGAAAUUUUCAGACUUAUGUGUUGCUUUUACAAAAUGCGAAAAACUAGAAAAAUUAAUUCUUAGCCUGAAACACAAUAAUUUAGGUGAUUAAGGAGGAUUUGAAUUAGGUUGUGCUUUAGCAGACUUCUAAAAUCUUUCUUCUUUAUCUCUAAAGUUUGGGUAUUAAGAGAAAUUGUUUGUUCGAUUAUACUAAUCAGAUUUUGAUAAUCCUCAAAAAAGUGAACGAAAUAGUGCUACUACAUUCAAUCUUUAAAACAAUUAGCUUGGAUAAAAGGAUCUAAUUAAAUUAUUUUAAGGACUAACCCUAUGCAAAAAUCUAUCUAAUCUAAAGCUUGAGCUUAUGGAAAAUAAAAUAAGUAAUGAAGGAGUUUUAGGCUUAGUUUCGCUUUUAUCAAGCAUGAAAAAUCUGUCAUUUUUAUCUGUUAAUCUAGGAUAUAAUUAAAUCAGCUCUUCAGAUGUCAUAGGCUUAGGCAACACCUUCUAAAAAUGUAGUAAUCUUUCAGUUUUAGCACUUGAUAUGAGGGAAAAUAAAAUGAGUAAAGAAGGAAUGCUUAGAUUUUUUUCAACUUUAACAAAAUGCAAAAACCUUAAAAAAUUAACACUUAUGCUUGGGUUUCUUGGAAUCAAUGAUCAGGACAUACAAGCUUUGUGCUCUACUUUAGAAAAUUUAAAUAAUAUUUAAACUUUGCUUCUAGAUUUCUAAUGGAAUAAGAUUGGUAAUUAAGGUACCUUUUUGUUAAGUUCUACUUUAGCUAAAUGUGCUAAGCUCUAAAAUUUAACUGUGAUUCUUAGGUAAUUAUUGAUUUUUUUUUCAUUUUUGUAUAUAAAAAUUAAAUGA
Tetrahymena thermophila SB210 is the source of this 1035-nucleotide messenger RNA. Its product is annotated as cyclic nucleotide-binding domain protein. Gene Ontology annotation, biological process: activation of GTPase activity; nucleocytoplasmic transport. NCBI's taxonomy places the organism in Eukaryota, Ciliophora, Oligohymenophorea, Hymenostomatida, Tetrahymenidae. Gene Ontology annotation, molecular function: small GTPase binding; GTPase activator activity. Gene Ontology annotation, cellular component: cytosol; perinuclear region of cytoplasm; nucleus. The record is from RefSeq and is a predicted model, not a curated record. The transcript is spliced from 12 exons.